AUGCUCUCCACCGGCGUUGACUUCAUCGAAAUCGACCGCGUGGCCGGUGUCCUGGACCGGUACGGAGAACGUUUCCUACGCCGCGUCUUCACCCCCGCAGAGAUCGCCUAUUGCCGUGGCCGCGCUCCCAACCUGGCGGCACGUUUUGCUGCUAAAGAGGCCGUGAUGAAGUCUCUGGGGACCGGUUUUCGUGGGGUGGGCUGGCGCGACGUCGAGGUCGUCCGGGCUCCCAGCGGGGCGCCGAGCCCGCGACUUCACGGCCGCGCGCGCCGCCGCGCCGAGCGAUUGGGCGUCACCGAAAUCGCCAUCAGCCUUUCCCACUCCCGAGGUUUCGCCAUGGUCGUCGCGGUUGCGGUCCGCCCCGACACCCCGGAAUUCCUCGAAGCUGCCAGGGCCACACUUUGGGGAGACGGCGUGGCUCCUCGCGCCGGUUGA
This is a messenger RNA of Geodia barretti, 435 nucleotides long. The record is from the annotation of a GenBank genome assembly. Lineage: Eukaryota; Metazoa; Porifera; Demospongiae; Tetractinellida; Geodiidae.